AUGACUCAAUCUUCUGCGGCUCAAAAUCCCGUUGGGGAGCCACCUGCUCCUAUUGCUGAUCAACCGCCUCAUGCCGAUGAUCUCACGAGGAAUCAGGAGGUUGAUCAGAAGACGAAGGAACAGGCUGCUAAGGAUGUCGCUGCGCCUCCGAAGGUGAAGAGUGAGAAGGAGCUGGAACGUGAGCGGAAAAAAGCAGAGAAGGCGAAGAAGUUUGCAGAAAAGCAGGCGAAGCAGGCUGCGGCAAAACAAGCAGCCCCCAAGGCUGAGAAGAAAGCCAACAAGGUGGAAAAGGAGAAGACGACCGACGCGUACGAUCCUAAAACUGUCGAGUCUGGCCGAUAUGAAUGGUGGGAAGAGCGUGGUUUCUUCAAGCCCGAAUUCGGACCUGAUGGCAACGUCAAGCCUGAGGGCUACUUUGUCAUUCCUAUUCCGCCGCCCAACGUGACCGGUUCGCUUCACAUGGGCCAUGCUCUCACCAAUGCUUUGCAGGAUACCAUGAUCCGCUGGCAGCGGAUGAAGGGGAAGACAACUCUCUGGCUUCCUGGAAUGGACCAUGCGGGUAUCUCCACUCAGAGCGUUGUGGAGAAGAUGCUCUGGAAGAAGGAGAAGAAGACUCGCCAUGACCUGGGCCGGCCUGCUUUCGUGGAGAGGGUUUGGGAGUGGAAGCACGAGUAUCAUGCCAAUAUCAAGAACGCUCUGCGGAGAGUGGGUGGUUCCUUUGACUGGACUCGUGAAGCUUUCACCAUGGAUCCUAAUCUGUCUGCGGCUGUUACGGAGACCUUCGUCCGACUUCACGAGGAGGGCAUUAUCUACCGUGCAAACCGCCUGGUGAACUGGUGUGUGGCUUUGAACACUUCUCUGUCUAAUCUGGAGGUGGAGAACAAGGAGAUCGAGGGCCGUACUCUCCUCGAUGUUCCUGGCUACGACAAGAAAGUUGAGUUCGGUGUCCUAACUCACUUUUGCUACGAGAUCGAUGGCUCAACAGAGAGGAUUGAGAUUGCCACCACCCGUCCUGAGACCAUGAUUGGUGAUACUGGUAUUGCUGUCCACCCUGAUGAUAAGCGCUAUAAACACUUGGUUGGAAAGUCAGCCCGACAUCCCUUUGUAGACCGCUUACUCCCUAUUGUCGCCGAUCCCGACGUUGAUCCUGAGUUCGGUACUGGUGCCGUGAAGAUAACACCUGCUCACGAUUUCAACGACUUUAACCGUGGAAAGGCACACAACCUUGAGUUUAUCUCCAUAUUGAACGACGAUGGCACUCUCAAUAAGAACGGUGGUCCUUUUGCUGGCCUGAAGCGAUUUGAUGCCCGUUACAAGGUCAUCGAGGCCCUGAAGGAAAAAGGAUUGUAUGUUAAGUGGGAGAACAACCCCAUGAAGGUUCCGCGUUGUGCCAAGUCCAAUGAUGUGAUUGAACCCAUUCUGAAACCUCAAUGGUGGAUGAAGAUGGAAGGCCUCGCCAAACCAGCCAUCGAAGCCGUUGAGAAGGGUGAGAUCAUCAUUCGUCCUGAGACCGCCGAAAAGAACUAUUUCCACUGGAUGAGAAACAUCAAUGACUGGUGUCUAUCCCGACAGCUUUGGUGGGGCCACCAGGCACCGGCCUACUUGGUUCAUAUCGAGGGUGAAGAACCUGAUGAGAGUGAUGGAAACAAUUGGGUGACUGGCCGUACUGAGGAAGAAGCCCAAAAGAAGGCCGAAGCUAAGUUCCCCGGCAAAAAGAUCACGUUGACUCGAGACCCCGAUGUGCUUGACACUUGGUUCUCUUCUGGAUUGUGGCCCUUCUCCACUUUGGGAUGGCCUCGUCAGACUCAUGACCUUGAGAAGUUGUACCCUACCUCUGUCCUGGAAACUGGCUGGGAUAUUCUCUUCUUCUGGGUCGCUCGGAUGAUUAUGCUGGGUAUCAAGAUGACUGGCAAGAUUCCAUUCAGGGAAGUGUACUGUCACUCAUUAAUCCGAGAUUCUGAAGGAAGAAAGAUGUCCAAGUCUUUGGGUAACGUUAUUGACCCACUGGAUGUUAUGGAGGGUAUUGAGCUUCAGGCACUCCAUGCUAAGUUGCUCACUGGUAACCUUGCGGAAAAGGAGGUUGCCACUGCCACCAAGUACCAGAAGAAGGCAUUCCCUAAGGGUAUCCCUGAGUGUGGCGCUGAUGCUUUGCGCUUUUCUCUCGUGUCUUAUACUACUGGUGGAGGUGACAUUGCCUUCGAUGUCCAGGUUAUCCAUGCAUACCGCAGGUUCUGUAACAAGAUCUACCAGGCCACGAAAUUUGUGCUUGGUAAGCUGGGUGACGACUUCAAACCUCUGCCGACUCCCGCGAAAACUGGUCAUGAGUCUCUUGCUGAGCGUUGGAUCUUACACAAAUUCAACACAGCCGCCAAAGAGAUGAAUCAGGUACUGGAAGACCGGGAGUUCUCCGUCGCCGCGAACACUGUAUAUCAGUACUGGUACAGUCAGCUUUGCGAUGUGUUCAUUGAGAAUUCCAAGUUCCUUUUGGCUGCCGAGGCGCCAGCCGAGGUGCAGGAGUCCGCCAAGCAGACUCUCUACACGGCUCUUGAGGGCGCUCUGACUCUGAUCCACCCAAUUAUGCCCUUCGUCACUGAGCACCUGUGGCAACGUCUUCCUCGCCGUCCUGGCGACAAGACACCCUCCAUCAUGGUAGCCAAGUAUCCAGAGUACAACCCCGAAUUCAACGAUCCGGAGGCAGAAACCGCCUACGAACUCGUCCUUAACAUCUCCAAGGCUAUCCGCUCCAUUCUCGCGCAGUACGAAGUCAAGACCAAGGGCGACAUCAUCAUCCAGACCUACAACGCGACAAGCCACAAGACCGUCUCCGAGCAGCUCUCCUCCAUCCAGUCACUGGGUGGUAAACACGUCGGCAACAUCACCGAGCUUGGACCCGAGAAUAAGACCCCGCCAUCCGGCUGUGUCGUAUCUGCUGUCGGCUCCGACGCCGCCGUCUACCUCCACGUGUCCAAGGAGGUGGCACUCCAACAGGAGGAAAAGGCCAAGGCCAACCUCGAGAAGGCCCGGGAGACUGUUCGUCGUCAAAACGCACUUAUAAAUGCCGCUGGAUGGAAGGAGAAAGUGAAGGUUGAAGUACGCCAGGCGGAGGAGAGGAAGCUGCGGGAUGCAGAGAGUGAAACAGCGAGAUUUGAGGAGCAGAUUCGCGAAUUCGAGAAGCUGCGAUUGGAGUAG
Messenger RNA from Monascus purpureus, 3189 nucleotides. Lineage: Eukaryota; Fungi; Ascomycota; Eurotiomycetes; Eurotiales; Aspergillaceae. The record is from the annotation of a GenBank genome assembly.